Messenger RNA from Labrus bergylta (ballan wrasse), 2376 nucleotides. The record is from RefSeq and is a predicted model, not a curated record. NCBI's taxonomy places the organism in Eukaryota, Metazoa, Chordata, Actinopteri, Labriformes, Labridae.
UUGUUUUCUCCGCUUUACUUUCGUUUCCGUCUCAAAGUGAAACUGAAGUGAAAGUCGUCUUUCGGGGACUUGUCCGAGUUUAGGUCGAUGAAAGUCGUUGAUGAUCAUCAAGUUAAAUCUGAACAGACAUGGAGAAAGACAUGCGUUCAAGUAAACACCGCAACAACAGCGACCAGAUGAAAGACCUUUUAACGCUUGACAAGAAGGAGGAACACGAGCGGGGAAAAGAGAACAAAGAAGCCUCAGAUGACGCCAACAGCUACAUCGCCUCCUUUUCCUCCUCCCCCCUUCCUCCUCUGGACCGUCUGCUACCGGGGACUCGGAGAGAGAGAAAUGUGCAGCUGCAGAGGGACGAGAGCCGUUGGAGAGGGAGAGGGAGGAAUGCUGUUCUCUGGGGGACAUGAAGACCCUCCCUAAGUGUCAGAACAAGCUGGGGCCCCUGAGCUUCAGCAGGACGCACACCAUCCUCAUCGAUGCAAACUCCUUCAACAACAGAGGAGGAGAAUUGAUAGCGCAGCACGGCAAAGACAUGUGGUUCAGUAACUUUGUGAAAAUGCCGUCUUCACCUUCGAGUUUCAUGAUUAACAGAUGGUCUCAAACGGUGAACAGGUGGCCUGAGAUCUCCAAGCACCUGAAGUCCAUAAAGACAAGAGCGAGUGUUCGGGACGUUGAGGACGCCAUCAUCAAAUACAACCCGAAGUACAAAGGUCAGUGGUCGUUUGACGCCCUCGCCACCUUUGUGAAGCGUGUCCCAGAUACGGAAAACUACUUCAGCACCCUGUUUCCAAAGAUCGCUGCGUUGGCCCUGAAGCUGCCGAAUUAUGUGAAGAAGGCUAUCCCGCUGCUGCAGGCGGGACAUCCUGCGUCCAUCACUCUGUCGCAGGUUCAGAUAUCCUGCCUGCUCGCCAACGCCUUUUUCUGCACGUUCCCUCAUCGCAACGCGACCAAUCCAAACGCAGAGUACCACAACUACCCCACCAUUAACUUCACCAGUCUGUUCGGAGGCUGGUCCGAACGCAAGAAGGAAAAGCUGAGAGCCAUCAUGCAUUACUUCAACGUGAUGACGGAUGAGAAGAUCAAACCAAGAGGGCUGGUGACCUUUGAGCGCCGUGUCCUCGUAGACUCAGAGAUACCCAACUGGUCAAGCUGUACGGAGAGGAUGCCCAAACUCCACGUCACGUCAGAAGGCAGCAUUGAGACAGAAGGGACAGGUAUGCUUCAGGUGGAUUUCGCCUCCAGCUGGAUCGGUGGAGGCGUCCUGGGAUCCGGUUUGGUUCAGGAGGAGAUUUUGUUCCUGAUGAAUCCGGAGCUGAUCGUGUCCCGACUCUUCACUGAGAAACUCGCAUACAACGAGUGUCUCAUUGUUACAGGCUCUCAGCAGUUCAGCUGUUACUCUGGUUUUAGUGACACGUUUGAGUGGGCGGGGCCUCACGAAGACAACCUCAAAAGGUGCAGUAUGACCUCUCGUUCAUUUCAUUUCAUCCGAAUGAAUUUGUUUCCCUUGCAUGAAGUUUUUUUGAUGUUUUGCAGAGACGAGUGGCAGCGUCUGCAGAGACAGAUUUUAGCCAUUGACGCGCUUCACUUCAGACAAGGACGUGAUCAGUACACCAUGGAUAAAGUCACACGAGAACUCAACAAGGCAUACUGCGGAUUUAGAGGCGAAGGACCGAACGAGCCGGACAUCGCCACGGGCAAGUGGGGCUGUGGAGCUUUCAAUGGAGACCCCCAACUCAAAGCUGUGAUCCAGCUGAUGGCGGCGGCAAGGGCGAGGAGGGGGCUGGCCUUCUUCACCUUUCAUGACGACAAACUGAAGCGAGACCUGACUCAGAUUCACAACCUGCUGGUCAAAGAGAGAACCACAGUCGGGAUACUGUACGACGUUCUGGUGGAUUUCUGUAAGGCUCAUCAGGCGUCCAGCGGAUCUCAACUGGAUCUCUUUGCCUUCAUCAAAAACAGCCUGAAACCAUCCCGGAGCCAGCUGUGAGGACGCCAUCACGUCAAAUCUAACAGAAAUGUUCUGAACAAAAAUCAAGAAUUUAAUUUCCAAGUGUUUUGUAAAUGUUGUCCUUUUUAAUUUUUUUCUUUUUUAUCUUUAUUUCAUGUUCGACUUAAAUAAAUCCCAGGACCUGGAUAAACAAAAACCAAGAACUAAGACCUGGAUGUAAAGGUGGAAGAAAAACCUUUUGUUGUUGUUGUUGUUAAUGAUUUAGAGCAUUCCCUGCUUUUUUAAUACACUGAUGAAUUAUCAGACUAACUUUGCAAAUGAAACGAGACAAUGCAGAUGAUUAAACACAAACUGUUAAAGCACCAUCGUCUUUAUUUUCAUCAAACAAACAUUCAACAAUUUAAGAAAAUAAAUACAUCCUUCAGAUCUCA